Messenger RNA from Ordospora pajunii, 1233 nucleotides. RefSeq lists its product as uncharacterized. Bases 1 to 1233 code for a protein of 410 amino acids. The transcript has a single exon. The record is from RefSeq and is a predicted model, not a curated record. Gene Ontology annotation, molecular function: protein binding. Lineage: Eukaryota; Fungi; Microsporidia; Ordosporidae.
AUGCAUGUGAAUGAAGAAAUGGGGGGAGUGAAGAGUGCAGGAGCGAGCAGCUUUAUUGGUCUACCUCAGGAAUUGAUUCCAAAGAUAUUGAUGCAUCUUAGCCUGAAGGAUGUGAAGAGAGUGAUGAAGAGCCAUUUGGUUCUUUAUGAGAGGAUGAGAAGAGACAUGAUUCUGUGGAGAUGCUUUUCAUCAAAAGAGCAUUUGAGCAUUGCAGGAUGCAUUGAGGAUGCAAAAAACAGAUACACUCUGGUGAGAAAUGUGUCGAAGGCACGUGAUGAGCGUAGUAUAGACUUUGGAACAAGCCAAAUGGACAUUACGCACAUACAGAUGGGCAUGGGCAGAGUUGUGUGCUCGUCGGAUGACCAGACAAUAAAGAUGUUUGGAACAGAUGGAAGAUUGAUCAAGACGCUGAUUGGGCAUAAGGGAGGAGUCUGGACAUUUAUGUUCAAUCAGAAGCAUCUUGUGAGUGGUAGUAUUGAUAAGACAGCCAGGAUAUGGGACAUGUGGACAGGCCACACGGUUUGUGUUCUUGUUGGGCACAAGUCCGUAGUCCGAUCGCUGAAGAUCUGUGGGAAUUAUAUUGCAACUGGAAGCAGGGAUUCGGAGAUAAGGAUCUGGAGUUUUGAGGGGCUGUGCCUGAAUGUGCUUAAAGGGCACACGAUGAGUGUUAGAUGCAUGGAUAUGAAUGAAACGUAUCUUGUGAGUGGGUCGUAUGAUGGGAGUGUGGCACUAUGGAACUACAGAAAAGGAAGGCUUAUACGCCAUUUUAAAGCACAUACGCUUAGAGUGUAUUCUGUGUGCUUGGAGGGAGAAUAUGUUGCAUCUGGAAGCCUUGACUCUACAGUGAAUGUGUCUAGAGUGGAUGGCAAGCUGCUGUGCACUCACAAAGCUCAUCAGUCGCUAGUUAUAUGGCUGAAGUUCGUUGAAAAUGGUCGAUAUUUAUUGAGUUCCGGAGCAGAUGGAAUUCUGUGCAAGUGGGAUGUUGUCGAGAAUGCUCUUGUGUACAAAAUUGAGGAAGACGGGCACAUAACGGCACAAGCAGUAAUGGAGGAUCUACUGGUGAUUGGAACAAGAAAAGCGGUGAAGAUAUACGAUCUGAAGAGUGGAGCUUUUGUAAGGACGCUUUUCUCAACGCCUUCACUCAUAAGCAAGGUAGAAGUGCUUGAAAGAUGUAUAUGCAUUGGAUAUUACUCUCAGUUUGGAAUGUGUAGGGUUGUUGUAUUCAACUAUUGA